CAUGCGGCCCGCAUGCGGUAUCUACGGCGAUAGCUCUGCAACCUGAGGAGCUCAAUGACCAAAAGAAAAAUCUAAAGAAAAUAAUAUAAAAUUUAUGUACAAAGUACAAUUACACUUGAGGUUCGUAGAUUUUCCAUUCAGUUGGAAAGACGUGAGUUUUCGUGGGGCACAUGGACUGGCCGCGAAGUAAGACAAGAUUUCUGUGUCGUUUUAGAUACAAGUAUCUUUUCCGGCCGAGUUCCUAAUUAUUUCUUAAAUAAAUUUAAAAUGAAAACAAACCCAAGAUGAGGCGGCUAACGAGCUAGAUUUUAAAAUUAGUGCGAGGGAGAUAAUCGAUAGUGUGCGGUCCCGCUUGGCCCCGUCCACCCCCCGCCUAGGCUAAGCACUCGAGAGCAUCGUACUUUAAUAUUAAAUUUAUACACAUUGUAUCUGAUAUUUUCUUAUACUUUUUUAUUUUUAUACUUUAUUCUAAACCAAGCCAGCUCACUCACACACCCUCCUGGCCGGCUGACUGCCUCGGUGUAUGGGAAUAUGCGCGCACUCCACCCGGUAGUGUGCAUCUCUCUUGCUCCGUCUCUCCGUUUUUUGCCUCAGAUACUUUUGUAUCUAUGAGGUUUCAGAUAAUGUCGAGCAGCUUGUAUGGCUCAGUAUUGUUGUUGUUUGAUUAGUGUUUGUGUGCUUGGGUUAGAGGCAGGCAACGAAGAGUAUACCCGUCGCAGGUACGGACUGAGCGUGUGUUUGUGCGCGCACUUACCCCAGUCGUGUAUGAACACAGGCCAGGGGAAUUUUUAAAUUUAUUACGGAAAUAUACACUAAAGUGGAGUUGAAGAGUGUAUAAAGUAAAUUUUAGUGUUAAAAAUCACGUUGAGUUGGUCGGGUCGAUUCGAGCUCGAAUGUCCGUUAGUUGUGUGGGUUUAGUGCUAGCGGUUUGCCUAAAAAAUCUUUUUCAACUGCUAUAAAAGUGAUUUUUGGACGAGAUAAAUAGAAUUUUUUUUGGUCUGCUGAGAAGGUUUCACUCCGCAUUGAACCGGCACAUUUUUUUCGUGGUAAAUGCUAAAAGAAACAUUGGAAGCAAAGGUGUAAGGCACAGCAAGCCCAACAUAGUCUUACAACUUUAGACUAUCAGUCUCCGCUCUUCCAACCCUUCAGAGUACAUGUAUUGUAAUUGAAAUCAACUGGUUAGAACCCUUUAAUGCGGAGCGAUUAUUUAUAAUCGUCACGCAUUCCCUUUGAUCAACAAUCGUGGCAAAUCAUCAUAACUAUAGUUGUAAUAGUGUUAAAAAGCGUAGACGACGCAAACGUAACGACGACAUGGGCGACUUAGAUGUCUGCUUAAUAAAGGAGUUUGCACGACGUCCCGGCUUCUACGAUCGAAGUGAUCCACACUUCAAGGACAAAACCUACGUAUCACAAUCAUGGGCUGAAAUAUCACAUCAAUUAGGAUAUGAAGCGAAUCUCCUCAAGGAUCGUAUGUAUCAGCUACGUAACCGUUACAAUUUGGAAAAGCGUCGUCUAGAAAACCUACGCAUGGAGGAUCCAACAAAACAAGUUCGCUCGCCUUGGCCUCUUUUCUAUCAUUUAACAUUCCUCGAUGGCCAUAUACGGCCUCGUCGUUCCUAUAAAAGUAUGAUGCGUCGUCAUAUAGAUACUGAUCGUAGUGGCAACGAAGAUGAUCCUUUGGCAAUUCCUGAGGCGCGAGAGAGCCGAAAUACGCAUAAUAUGCGUCACAGAGCUACAGCAAAUCAUAGUAAUGGAUCAAUUGACAUCAAAUAUGAGGCUGAAAUUGACUCUGAAGACGAUCAGAGGGCUAACAAUAAUGAUGGUACCUAUUUGGAUCCGACAAAUUUCUUAGUUCAAAAUCUUUCCAGGGCUGACGACGAUAGCGUUGGCGAGACAUCAUCACAGACCCGCUCGGUGGUCAACAACUCCGUAAACAAUGCUGCACCUCCGCCACGGCGUGGAGCAGCACAAGGAAAUGGAAUAAAUGUUCGAAGUCUUGAAUCGUUAAAACGCAAGCCAUCAACUACCUCAGAUGACUACGAUCAGCCGGCCCAGAAGAAACUCAAUAACAAUCAAGUUGCCGCUUUGGCCGCGCAAAAUGGCUAUGCAUUCGGCAAUGUUGGUCUCAUUAACAAGUUUGCUGCGUUUGGUCAAUUUUUGGCAGCAUCACUAUCCGAUAUGGAACAGAAAACUGCAUUUGAUUUAAUUGGAAAAUUCACGUAUGAAGUAUUAAAGGCUAUGCAAGAGACGAAAUCUUCAAAUGUAACUUGUUAGGGUGAAAUGAGGAUGGGAAAAGACAAAUUAGUGAUAAGAGGUAGAGAGAAAGUAGGAAUGAAAAUCGUUAGGUUAGCAUGAAAGUUGCAAGAAUGAACGUUAAGUUCCAAUCGUUUUUAUUAUAUGAUUGCGGUUAAGUUUAUCAUCCUCUGCUUUUUUUUUGUCGCGAGAGAACAAAGCUCCAUUUUUUUUCUAAGUAUUAAUUUAAAACUCAUAUUUUACGGAAUUCUAAUAGAAUGAAAAUUUUCCCAUGUGCACUAUUCCAUUGCAAGUUGAUUUCUUUCUUGUUUAAGAAAAAUCCUUUCUGUGAAAAGAUAUUUUUAUAAUGCGUCAGAUGUUAAAUGGAAAACGUAAUAAAUUUAAUUUGUCCUCAGUACACCGGGAAAACGGUGUAUUUCAGUAUAUCAAUAAAUUUGCUUUAGUUUCCAGAGAUA
Hermetia illucens (black soldier fly) is the source of this 2708-nucleotide messenger RNA. RefSeq lists its product as uncharacterized. The coding region runs from base 1312 to 2274 and encodes 320 amino acids. Gene Ontology annotation, cellular component: transcription regulator complex; nucleus. NCBI's taxonomy places the organism in Eukaryota, Metazoa, Arthropoda, Insecta, Diptera, Stratiomyidae. The record is from RefSeq and is a predicted model, not a curated record. Gene Ontology annotation, biological process: regulation of transcription by RNA polymerase II. The transcript is spliced from 6 exons.